Messenger RNA from Cheilinus undulatus (humphead wrasse), 6165 nucleotides. RefSeq names its product ethanolamine kinase 2 (gene etnk2). Gene Ontology annotation, cellular component: cytoplasm. The record is from RefSeq and is a predicted model, not a curated record. NCBI's taxonomy places the organism in Eukaryota, Metazoa, Chordata, Actinopteri, Labriformes, Labridae. Gene Ontology annotation, biological process: phosphatidylethanolamine biosynthetic process. The transcript is spliced from 9 exons. Gene Ontology annotation, molecular function: ethanolamine kinase activity. The coding region runs from base 249 to 1331 and encodes 360 amino acids.
UGACUGCUCCCAAGAAAACCGGCGACGAGCCUCCGUACCCGGCAGUUUAAUCGCACAUCUUCACUGCUUUACAUUUACUGAUACUGACACAGCGAGCAAGAAAGAGAACCUUUAAAGCGAAACUAAAGUAACUCACAAAACACAUCAGAAUUUCGCUUCUUAUAAACCAAGCAACACCUGCAUGCUGCAUUUUCUAGAAAUAUCUGUGAAGGGCUCGGAGAUUAGCGUUGCAGAUAAACCACUGCAGGAUGGAGACGCAGAUACACGUGCCCGUGGGGUCUCCGGUCAUUAGAAAAAUUCCUGUUUUCGUGGACGAACACAACGUGACGGAGGGGGCGAUGAAGCUUAUCCAAGAACUGAGACCGGCGUGGGACAAGAGUCGUGUCAAGACUAAGCUCUUCACUGAUGGAACCACCAACAAACUUGUGGGCUGCUACGUGGAGGACAGUCCAGAGGAUGUAGUCCUUGUCCGAGUUUACGGAAACAAGACGGAGCUAAUUGUGGAUCGAGACAAUGAGCUCAAAAGCUUUCAGGUGCUACAUGCUAAUGGGUGUGCGCCUCACCUCUACUGCACUUUUCAGAAUGGCAUUUGCUACGAGUUCAUGCAAGGUGACGCUCUUGGGACGCAGGAUGUCAGAGAUCCUUCUUUACUCAGAUUGAUAGCCAGAGAGAUGGCUCGUAUCCACGCCAUUCAUGCACACAAUGGCUGCAUCCCCAAACCCAACCUCUGGAUUAAAAUGAGGAAAUACUUCUCCCUUGUGGCCACGGAGUUCACAGACCAAGCAUCCAAUGCAAGAAUCCAGCAGGAGUGUCCCAGCAAAGCUGUGCUGGAGCAGGAGAUGGUGUGGAUGAAGGAGCACCUCUCCAAACUGUGCUCCCCUGUGGUGCUCUGCCACAAUGACCUGCUGUGCAAAAACAUAAUCCACAACAGCAAAGAGGGUCAUGUUCGCUUCAUAGACUAUGAGUACUCCAGCUACAACUACCAGGCCUUUGACAUCGGCAACCACUUUAAUGAAUUUGCAGGAAUGGCAGAGUUGGACUAUGGGCUUUACCCCAGCCGAGAGAUGCAGAUGGACUGGCUCAAAGUGUACCUACAGGCAUACAAACUCUUCACCAAGAAAACAGAGGAGGUCAGCCAGAGAGAGCUGGAGACACUCUACGUACAGGUCAACAAGUUUGCUCUGGCUUCUCACUUCUUUUGGGGUUUCUGGGCGCUCAUACAGGCCAAAUACUCCUCCAUAGACUUUGACUUCCUCGGGUAUGCUGUUCUACGGUUUAACCAGUACUUCAAGACCAAACCUGAAGUGAUGGCCCUACAGAUCCCAGAAUGAGAGGAGACAGGACAGCAGUGUACAGAGAUUAUCGAGGAUGGAUGCAUCAGGUUUCAUGCUGGGACUUCUUGAAGGGUGGAAACACUCUCUCUCUUUCAGCCAGCUGUUGACCAGUUCUCGGUCUGUCUGGCCCCUUUUCCUGCAACAAGCGCAAUUACUCUUUCAUUCCUCCAACUUAGCUUCAGGUCUGUCACACUCUCGCUCAAGACACUGUUACGAGUUCUGUCAGUCUGUAUGUUUGUGUGUUUACUUUCAUUUUAAUGUCAGUUCAUCCUUAGAAACUUGACUUCUUGCUCUCUCUCUCUCCUCAGCCAGGUGAACAGGUUGAGCCUGGUAGUCUGACUUUAGGGGGGAGAUUACACACUGAAAAUCCAGCUUCACUGUCAGUCACACUGAUACACAAAUGCCCCACAACAUCAGUAACAAAAGUGCAACAAGAAAUGUGACUGUUGAAAAAUAAGGUACAUACAGAUACACAUAGCUUUUCCUUUAAUUUGCUUACUGAACCUAUACCUCAGUGCAAUGGGCUCAGCAUAGUGAGAAACCUACUGUAGAUGCCUUCACAUAGUUCUGAGAUUUUACAACUGGUAUGCUCACCAAAACCAUUCCUCCUUCUGUCUAAAGAUCUUUUAACAUUUACAUUUGAACUUGUAUCAUUCUUCCUCACUUUCUUCUUAUCUUUGGUGCUAACUGCUUGUAGCUGUGAUAUUUCUGCUCUGCACUCCCAGAUAUCAGCUAUGUACUGUGUAGUCAUCAAGAUUUUUUACUGUCGUUGCCGUAAGAGUUUCCAGACUUUGUCAGUUAAUCCAAACAUACUGCUGCUCAUGCUAUGAAUAAAUUAAUUUUGUAGGGCUGGCAAUGAAAAGUCAAUAAUUACAUUCAGCUAUUACAUAGUAUCAAUUUAGAACUAUAUUUUCCAUUCUUUUUACAAGAUGGGCUUAGAAAAAGGUAAGAUCAGCAAAAAGUAAUACUAAAUAUUUUAGCAUGUUAAUGGCAAUUUCCAUUAUGUGUUAGCAACAAGCUAAAAAAUUCAGCUUUACCCCCCAGUCUGUCUUAAAAUGCACAUCCCUGUAAGAUAAAUCAUUCUGCUAGUAGACUUCUACCCUUGAAAGACCAAUCAGACACCGAUUUUAAGAAGCAGUAUAUGAAGUAGCUUUUCAUGGACUGACUGUAUGGUGAGUCUUUUGUGUUGUAGCAGUGGAUGGUAGAGAGAAGCUGAACAUGCAUUUAUUUAUUGAUCUGAUCUGAAGAACCGUCUGGAUCAUUAAUAUCUCAGGUAAAACUGCUUCAUAGUUCCAGUUUCAGUGAUACUGAUGGAGAAGGGGAGAUGGUUUUGGGUCAAAAGAGGGCACCUGUGUCAGCCCGAGCUCUGUGUGCAUUCUGUCCUUAACCCGUUUUUCCACUUUCUUGACUUUUAUGGUUACAAAGAACCGCUCCGUUAAACUUUCCAUUUAGACUUCCCAGACCUUGGAAAAUUACAACCUCCACCAGCCCCCCUACCAACCCCUCCUCCUGCACCAUCAACCCCUCUCCUCUUUAUGGCCUAAUCUGUUUGUUCCCUCCUCACGUUGCCAUCUUUGAUCUUCGGCUCCUCUUCAGUUUCAAAUCUCCAGUCAUGUGUUCAAACUAAUGCUGCAGCACCUGUUUAAAAGGUGGGAGCUCUCAGCCACACAUUCUGAUCAGUUCUACUUACAUCCCACACUUUAAGUAAAUUUUGUUACAUAAUAUCACACAGUCAAAGUUUUGUUGGGGGUCAAAUCAAGGCUUUCUGUUUCCAUUUAACACUACACAUACGCAGUGAAAGACUGACACACAGAGUUUUCACUAAAUUUAAAACAAAAUGCUGCAGACCUUUAAAGGGGAAUCCACUAACUUUACACCUCAGUUGUUGGUGUGUUCUACUCUACAUUUAAGGUCGCAUUAAGUCUUUAGUAGCUUCAGAAUAGAGCCGCUCUUUUAUAGCAAAAAUUAUCAUCAAGAUUAUUUGACUUAUAUCUACAUCAGAUUUAUGAUAUGUAUGACUCUGUCUGGUGUUUUCAGACUAUUUGCAGUACAAGACAUGACUCACUCUGCUCUUAACUUAGAUUAAAGUGAGAGCUGUGUUGGUGGGAGGGUUGAGCACCCUGCUCAAAAUCUACAGGCAAAAAACAAGUACAACACAGCACGGAGCAAAGUAAUUCUUUGAAUUUGGUGAUUCUUUUAUGCUCAUGGGAGCUAAUUUAGUAAUUGAAAUCUUGAUUAAUCACAUAGCACUGUUGCAUAACUUGAUAGGUAGGCAGUGCUAAAUAAGUGAUACAAUUUUAUUUUUGCGGUUGAGCACCAUGAUUUAAAAUUUGAAUUGGUUUACUUUGAAAAUCUGUGUAGAUAUGCUUCAGAGCAGCAGUCUCCCCAAAGGCAUGUAAAUCUAAAUUUUACAAUUCCUCUGCAGAUUGAGUUGUAUUGUUAACAAUGCCUGAUUAGUGUUUUUUUUCUCAGAAGUGGAAUUUGUAAUGCAGCAUUUUAUGUAAUGAUGUUGAGGAUGAAAUAACCUCAGUGAUCUCAGGACUGAACUGAUUUUCAUAUUUGACAUAUGAAGUGAUACUGAACUACAGUUUCAAGUUGUGUAAAAUAUUCAUUCUACAUGACCAAAAAUGUAAAAAUUCCAAAACUAACAAAAAAAAGAUACAUUUUGAACGUAGUCAUGACAAAUUAAAAAAACAAAUCCUCCAAUUGGACAAGCUAUAGGCUAAAAAAUAACACAUUUUCACAACUAUCACUGAAAAAUCACAGAGCAAUCACCAAUAUUACCAGUACAUGUUUUUUUAAUCUUAUUUAUCAUUCUGGUGUUUCUGCCAUUCUUGGGUAACUUUUUCCAACACAACAAAGCCCCUCCAUAGUCUCAGAAGUCAUUAUACAUCAGUGCAUAAUGUUUUACAUGUUAAGUAAUAUGGUCUAUUGCCAAGAAACUUGAGUGUAAAUCAGUGGAGUCCCCGUUUAUGAACAUCCAAGUCAUAUUAUCUUAAACUGAUUUCUAUUACCAUGUCAUGUUUGACUUUCUGAAAACUGCAAACACCUCAACUAUAACCAGCCUGUUGUAAAAACCUCAAGGGCCUCUUUCUCUGUUCCGCUGAACUGUAUAACAUAAUUUACAUGAUCACAUUUAUGCAUUAAUCAGAGCUUUUAAAAGCCAUUUAGUCAUGCUAGGCUUUAGAAUAAGGACAUGUCUUCCCCCUUACCCACACACUGUAGGAAUCCAUUCUGGGAUCAGCAGGGGGAGACGCUGAGCCCUGACCUUUGUCCUACACUGCUUGUCUCAUGUGUCUUACAGGCUGAAUAAUUUACAAAGUGAGCUGCCACCUCUCAGAACACCAAAACAGACAGACCAAUUGAUGUAAAUGCUUUCCAGUCUGGACACUUAACCUGGGAAAUAACACAAGUGCUGUCAGAUGAGGAAAAUCCAUAUUAGAAAGUGUCAGAAGAGGUUAUCCUAUUAAGUGAUGAUCAGAACCUUGUUAAUGUGAAUUAAAGCUCUUUAGGGCUUUUUGAGGGUUUACAGUCACUUAGUGAAAGAGUACUUAUAUGAAGGCACAUACUUGGGAGUAAAAAGCUUUUUUAAUGUCAAAUUAUCCACAAAAAAUGUGCAAUUGGUAAUCAGAGGAGUCAUAUUUUUAGGACUCAGUGCAGUAAUGUGCUGUUAGAUUUAUAGAAAAGACCAAAUUCUUAAGCUUGAACGCACAACCCUAAUUAUACCCUAGACAUUAUAGGGAACUUAGGAAGAAAAUAGCAUAUUAUUUUGUUUCUCUUUGGUAUAUUUUAAUGCACUAGCAGAUACUGCUAUUACACUCAUUAUUUUAGCAGCCAUCAGUAACUUUAUUUAGCAACAGAAACAUCGGCAUAAAAGAAUAUUGGUAUUAUAGAAAUAAAUGCAGUUAUUUGAGAAGCCUCAACACUUUUAACAAAAACCCUUGUAUUACAGAUUUUCAUACAAAGACGUGAUCAGAGGUCAAAUUGCCGUUGAAAAUCAAAGCUGAAGCUUUGAAUCUGUGAUCUUUAAAGCACUGAAACUUUUAAGUCAUGAAAGCCGUGCUUUAUGGCCAGUUAUUUACCUUUUAAUGCACCUUUUUGGGUUUAUAACAGUACUCAACAGUGGUGCCAAUUGGUAGCGACAAAGCCAAUUAGAGAUCACCACAAAAAUUUAAGUUGGUUAAAAAGUUUUCCUAACAUGUGAAGCGUGAAGAGCUUUUUAAAGUUGUAAAUGUGAUGGUACGAUUUUACUGAAGGUUCUUUUAGUGAACUUUUAACUUCACCAUUUAGCCAUUUCGUUUGCUUAUACAUCAGGCUGCAUCGUUAGCAGAAUUGUAAAUAUUUGACUAUGUGCAAUGCAUGUUCCUGGAGGGUACCGCUUGAGACCUCGGGCUGUAUACAGCUCCCUGAUAUGAAAACAACAAAUAUGGCGACACUUGAGUAAGUUACUAUUGAUUUACUUUAAUAGAAAUGUUCAUUAAAACUUACAUCACGAUUGCUAAAGCUGGGCAUACAAUGUGCAAACUAUCCAAAUUAAGACACAAAUUUUGAGUACCACAACUCUCUUGGAAGUCAGGCCAAUGUUCAGUCUGAUCGUGUGUCAUACAGUGUACAGGAGGAUAUGACAGCUGACCACAACCUGUCCACAGCCUCUCCAGCUGCCCCUGACUGGUCAGAUGGAUUACUGGCAUGUUUGAUAUUUUGUGGGCUGCAGGGUGGUACACGGGUUAGCACUGUUGCUUCACAGCAAGAAGGUCCGCUUCCAGUCAGUGCCUUUCUGUGCAGAGUUUGCAUGCAUGCGUGGGUUCUCUCCAGGUACUCUGGCUACCUC